GUGAUGAGCGCCACCCCGCGCAAGGAGCCGCUAGUGAUCACGUCAUCCAAGUCCAACAUCGCGCACGGCGAGGGCGGCGCUGGUCUCGCAGGCUUCUUCAAGUGCUGCUUGCAAGUGUCCAACUGCGAGGGUGCGGCCAACGUGCACCUGAAGGUCAAGAACCCGCACUUGGACAUGGAGGGCUUCCCGUGCCAGAUCCUCUCGGAGUCUGUGGCCAUGCGCGAGGACGCGGCCUACGCGGGUGUCUCCUCCUUCGGCUUCGGCGGAACCAACGCCCACGCGGAGGCGUGGGGGAAGAACAUCAUGAACUCCAGGGGCUGCAUGGUGUCGGACCCCGUGAAGCUCUUCGAGCGGAAGCUGGCAAAGGCGCCCCCAGCAGAGAUCACCAUGAACGGGGACGACGUGCGGGAUUGGGAGACCACAGGGCUGGAUCCUGCUGGGCAGAUUGGGGACAGAUACAUGAUCGAGCUGGACGAGGACGGUGUCGCCAGCUGGGAGAAGGUUGAUGAGGAGCUGAUCGACUGGGGCGACGACUUCUUCAUCCAGGGCACGUUCAACAACUGGGACCCGGAGGCCAUGGAGAGGUCAGACUCCGUGCUGGGCCUGUGGAUCGGCGAGGUCGUCAUCGGCAGCACCGGCGCGGAACAUUUCCAGAUCAUGGCAGACAACGACGACGAGAAGGUCUAUUGCCCUGACCGACCCCACUGCACCUCCAAGGUGGCACAAGUUCAGGGCCCGAAGAAGGCGGCCAAGGAGAAGAGUUGGGUGAUCCGGGGCGCUCCCGGGGAGAAGUUCAAGGUGGAGUUCUUCCAACAG
Molecule: messenger RNA, 816 nt
Organism: Effrenium voratum
Lineage: Eukaryota; Dinophyceae; Suessiales; Symbiodiniaceae
Source: the annotation of a GenBank genome assembly